CUCUCUGUUGCGGGAGGGGGUCUAUGGUGAUAGGACGGGGGCGGUGGGGGAAGGAGCGAGGGGCUGAGGAGGGGGCUCGCCGCCGCGCCCGCCGCCGCUGAGGAGGAGGAGGAAGAGGCGAGGCACCAUUUGCUGCUCCCUGCCCCAACCAUGGAGAACGCGCACACAAAGACUGUGGAGGAAGUUUUGGCUUAUUUCGGCGUCAACGAAAGCACCGGGCUCAGCCUGGAGCAAGUCAAGAAGCUGAAGGAGAAAUGGGGUUCCAACGAGUUACCGGCUGAGGAAGGAAAAACAUUACUCGAGCUUGUGAUUGAGCAAUUUGAAGACUUACUAGUUAGAAUUUUGUUGCUGGCAGCUUGCAUAUCUUUUGUCCUGGCCUGGUUUGAAGAAGGUGAAGAAACAAUCACAGCAUUUGUAGAGCCUUUUGUAAUCUUACUUAUAUUAGUAGCCAAUGCAAUUGUGGGAGUGUGGCAGGAAAGAAAUGCUGAAAAUGCUAUUGAAGCUCUUAAAGAGUAUGAACCAGAAAUGGGCAAAGUAUAUCGACAAGACCGAAAAAGUGUACAGAGGAUUAAAGCAAGAGACAUUGUCCCAGGUGACAUUGUAGAAGUGGCAGUUGGAGACAAGGUUCCUGCUGAUAUAAGAAUUACUUCUAUCAAAUCUACAACUCUAAGGGUAGACCAGUCAAUUCUCACAGGUGAAUCUGUGUCUGUUAUUAAGCACACUGACCCUGUGCCUGAUCCUCGUGCUGUAAACCAAGACAAGAAGAACAUGCUUUUUUCUGGUACUAAUAUUGCUGCUGGUAAAGCUAUGGGAGUGGUUAUUGCAACAGGAGUAAACACCGAAAUUGGCAAAAUUCGUGAUGAGAUGGUGGCUACCGAACAAGAGAGAACCCCGCUCCAACAGAAGCUGGAUGAGUUUGGAGAGCAGCUGUCUAAAGUCAUCUCGCUUAUCUGCAUCGCUGUUUGGAUAAUAAACAUUGGUCAUUUCAAUGAUCCAGUUCAUGGUGGCUCCUGGAUUCGAGGUGCUAUCUAUUACUUCAAAAUUGCUGUUGCUCUUGCUGUUGCUGCUAUUCCUGAGGGUCUGCCUGCUGUCAUUACCACCUGCUUGGCUCUUGGAACCCGGAGAAUGGCCAAGAAGAACGCUAUUGUUAGAAGUCUUCCCUCUGUGGAAACCUUGGGUUGCACCUCAGUUAUUUGUUCUGACAAGACUGGUACGCUGACCACGAAUCAGAUGUCAGUCUGCAGGAUGUUUGUCCUGGACAGAGUAGAAGGAGAUAGCUGUUCUCUGAAUGAAUUUACUGUAACUGGUUCAACCUAUGCUCCCAUGGGAGAAGUGCAUAAAGAUGACAAACUUAUUAAAUGUAGCCAGUAUGAUGGCCUUGUGGAACUUGCAACGAUCUGCGCGCUCUGUAAUGAUUCCUCUUUGGAUUACAAUGAAGCUAAGGGAGUAUAUGAAAAAGUUGGUGAAGCCACAGAAACGGCACUUACCUGUCUGGUUGAAAAGAUGAAUGUAUUUGACACAGACUUGAAAGGACUUUCUAGAAUUGAACGUGCAAAUGCUUGCAACUCGGUGAUAAAACAACUCAUGAAGAAAGAAUUCACUCUGGAAUUCUCAAGAGACAGGAAGUCUAUGUCUGUCUAUUGUACACCAAACAAACCAAGCCGCACAUCCAUGAGUAAGAUGUUUGUUAAGGGUGCUCCUGAAGGUGUAAUUGACAGAUGUACACAUGUCCGUGUUGGAAAUGCUAAAAUACCAUUAACCUCAGGAAUUAAACAGAAAAUAAUGUCUGUCAUUAGAGAAUGGGGAACUGGUAGAGAUACAUUACGCUGCUUGGCUUUGGCAACCCACGACAAUCCACCCAGAAAAGAGGAAAUGAAUCUUGAGGACUCCUCAAAUUUCAUUAACUAUGAGACCAACUUGACCUUUGUUGGCUGUGUGGGUAUGCUGGAUCCCCCAAGAAUUGAAGUAGCGUCAUCUAUAAAGCUGUGCAAACAAGCUGGUAUUAGAGUUAUUAUGAUUACUGGUGAUAAUAAAGGUACAGCAGUAGCUAUUUGCCGUCGCAUCGGUAUCUUUGUGGAAGAUGAAGAUGUUUCUACAAAAGCCUUUACUGGUCGUGAAUUUGAUGAACUCUCGCUUGCUGCCCAAAGAGAUGCUUGCCACCAUGCCCGUUGCUUUGCUCGUGUAGAGCCUUCCCACAAAUCUAAAAUUGUUGAGUUUCUGCAGUCUUUUGAUGAGAUUACAGCUAUGACUGGUGAUGGUGUCAAUGAUGCCCCUGCAUUGAAGAAAGCAGAAAUUGGAAUUGCUAUGGGUUCUGGUACUGCAGUGGCUAAAACUGCUUCUGAAAUGGUUUUAGCAGAUGACAAUUUCUCAACUAUUGUAGCUGCUGUGGAAGAAGGACGUGCAAUUUAUAACAACAUGAAACAGUUCAUCCGUUACUUGAUCUCCUCCAAUGUUGGAGAAGUUGUUUGUAUCUUCUUGACUGCUGCCCUGGGUUUUCCUGAAGCUCUAAUUCCUGUCCAGCUGUUAUGGGUAAACCUUGUGACGGAUGGUCUCCCUGCUACUGCUCUGGGAUUUAAUCCUCCUGAUCUUGAUAUCAUGAAUAAGCCACCACGCAACCCUAAAGAGCCACUGAUCAGUGGAUGGCUCUUCUUCCGUUACCUAGCUAUUGGAUGUUAUGUUGGCGCUGCCACAGUGGGUGCUGCUGCAUGGUGGUUUAUUGCUGCUGAUGGUGGUCCAAGAGUUACCUUUUAUCAGCUGAGCCAUUUUCUGCAGUGCAAAGAGGACAAUCCAGAUUUCUCUGGUGUUGACUGUGUGGUUUUUGAGUCUCCAUAUCCAAUGACAAUGGCUCUUUCUGUACUUGUCACCAUAGAGAUGUGCAAUGCUCUCAACAGUCUAUCAGAAAAUCAGUCCUUGAUGAGGAUGCCCCCAUGGGAAAAUAUCUGGCUGGUGGGCGCUAUUUGCUUGUCCAUGUCACUCCACUUCCUUAUCCUUUAUGUGGAACCGCUGCCAAUUAUCUUCCAGAUCACACCUUUGAAUGUGACGCAAUGGCUGAUGGUAUUGAAAAUCUCACUACCUGUCAUUCUGCUGGAUGAAACACUUAAAUAUGUGGCCCGUAACUACCUGGAACCUGGUAAAGAUAGUGUGCGGCCUGCCACCAAACCAUGUUCUUUGUCAGCAUGCACCGAAGGAGUUUCCUGGCCGUUUGUGUUCAUUACUAUGCCCUUGGUUAUCUGGCUUUACAGCACAGACACUAACUUUAGUGAUAUGUUCUGGUCUUGACUGACAUGGUGACAAGUUUUACAUUAAAAGAAAAAGUUUAACUUAAUUUUUUUAUUGUUUAGAGCAACUGUCUAUUUCUGCUGAAUUUUCACAUGAACAUAUUUGCCGGUGAUGGAGGUUUCAUAAUCUAGAUUUUGGUUUUUUGCUUUUUCUGACUUCAGUGGGGGCAAUAUAUUCCUCUUUUAUACACAGUUAAAGUGUCCAUUGACAUGUACAGAGAACUAACACUAUUUUAUGCAAAUAUUUUUUUGUAGAUGAAAAGCAUGUACAGUGUUCUGUUCAAUAGUCUAUUCAUCAUGUAAAAAAAGUAAAUUUUUUUUUUGAGCCAGCGGACACUAUCAAACUAAAUUGGCAGCAGAUUUUAGGGAAUGAAUGUGUGUCGUCUAAAACUAAAAAAGCAUGUAACUGUUUGUCUUCUGCAUGAUCAUCCAAACUUAAUAUGUCAUAAAGUCAGGUUUUAUUCAUAAGCAGAACUUUCUGCACUGGGUAGAGAGUACUGCUACCUCAGUCAGGAUUUCUUCUUGGGUUCCCCUCUUCCUGUUCCUCACUCUCGGUUCUUGACUGUCCUUGUUUACACCUGUUUCUGUAUGAGGUAUGCCUAACCUUGCUCGUGCAGAAAAUAUCAUUCCAGGUGCAGCCUGCUGGGGUUCUUCCAUACUUUCAACACACAUAGGGUUGUUUUUUUUUAAGAUUAUUUAUUUAAGUGUCUAUUGUAUUUUAUUGUAACAGACCUUAUUUUGCCAGUGUUGCCCAUUAUGCAGGGAUAGGGAGGGCUACUUCUAUCUACUUAAAUCUAAACCAAGCCUUUUUAACAAACACAAUCUGUUUUAAUUCCAAAAGAGGGUUUAAGUUGGGUUUUAAUACCUUAUUUACGUGUGUCAGAUCCUUUCUUUUUCUCUUCCCCACCCCCCCACUUUAAGAUCAAACCUUGUAAUGAGACCUGGAAAAAUAACUUGCACUGCAUAGUUAGAAAUUGGAUUUCCUACACUUAGGGCACUAAUAAUCAGAGUUGUGUACAUGGAGUUACUCUGCUGGCCUGUUGUUAGCCUGACUUGAAGUAACAAGCUCGUGUGUGUUUUUUGUAAAAUCUGUAAAUAGCACAUGACCAAAUUGAACAUAUUGUAUAGAACUAUUUUUAUUUUAAUGUGGCACUAACCACCUUCAUUAUUACAGUAAAUGUUAAAGCAUGUUUUCAAAUUCAGUCCUGUAUCAACAAUGUGUAAGUCAUUAACAGUCCUAACUGUGGUGUUUUUCUCCAAUGCCUUCCAACUUUCAUCGACUAAAGUGAGUAUUUUUCUUCCAUUUCACCAUGCCAGUGGUGACUUGCUGUAAAAUAGCAUAUGCUGUAUACAUGUUGAAGAAUAAAUAGUAAUUUCCUUCAUUCCCAUGCUGUGUUUUGUCAAACUCUGCUGUGCUACAUUAUUAUCACCACUUUAGACUCUUUGUUUUGUGGUCUGAAGCUCAAAUUGCUGAUUCCAAAGGCAAAGCACUUGCUUUUGGUUUAGUGUAUUUUAGGUCUUGUUUUAUAGCACCCAGGAGCCUUAGUGCCCCAAGAUCUUAAAGCUUUUGGUCUUAAGUUUGAGAUAAAAUUGGACAAAUCUGUAACUGAAGACAGCAACAGCUGUUCACAUGAAUGUUUAGUGUCCAAAACACUCUGGUACUUGUGGUCAGGUGCUGGUUUACUCCAAAGCUUUUUCCUGCCCUGAAACGGGGGAUGCCCCUCGGAGCUGACCACCCUUCCCCUGGUCUCUGGUAUCUGCAGUGCUCAAAGUGCUGGCACUCCUCUUUGCAACAACAGCUUAUUGUUUCCAGUAAGUGGAAACACUUUGUACAAUGGUCAUAUGAAAAGACAAAAGAACAGUCUCAGCUUAACAGAUAGUCUUUGAAAAUUGUACUGGGGUCAUUAUGUCUUUGUAGAGUAGCAGGUGCUGUGUUAUCUUGUGCUGGCUCAGUCUGCUUUAGUAACCAAGUUCAAACAGCUUUCUGAUUCCUCAUAGAGGAGAAUGAUAGUUAAAAGCUAUGUUGUGUUGGUGCCAGCUGGAAUCCAGUGAGCACAGAUAAUUCUCUAGAUUUCAAGCUUUCUAAUACAGAUGCUAACCUCAAAAUACACAGACCCUAUCUGAAACUCCACUGCAUUGUGAAUACCCACUGUUUAUAUAGACUUUGACUUAAGUUGAUGCUGAAGUGACUCAGGUAGGGGAGCUGGACCUGAUGAUGUACAUGUGUUUGCUGAACUGUAAGCAUUUAAAUACUGUUGAAUGCCCUCUUUAGUGUGGAAGAACUUGUCUUUGCCAGACUAAGGUUUUGCAUACCACAAAAUCAAUGGCCAGCACUGGCCACUUAGUGUAUCAAUAAUAAAUGAGGAAUCUGAGACUUGUCCCUCUUUCUUGAAACAGGAAACUAAUAGGUCAUGUGAGUCAGGAUUCCUUGAGAUCAAAAUAUGUACAAAUUGGAAACAAAUGCUAGCAAGUUAGUUGUAUGUGGUCCCGACAUAAUGGACAAACUUUUUCCAGGGCAGGAAUGCCACUGAAUCUUUGAACGCUGGUUCUGAGUGAACUUCCAGAGCACCAUGUUGGUGGGCUUUUUAAAGCCAUAUAUCUGACUGUCACCAUGAACAAUUCUGCUUCUUGUACAGUCCUAUUCCUGUCUAUUAUGCCAAAUAAUCCUGCUAUACACCCCCUUUUUCCCUGUCUCUAAGAAGCUGAAGGGGAAAAUGACAAUAAGUAGAAUUCAGUCUUCAACAACUACUUUGUUGGAUCUCUGUCUGUGUUGAAGAUAAAUCUUACUGCUUGUGUCAUGGAUUUCCUUACUGACAUCUGGGAGCUCACUUGUAUCGCAUGUCUUGGGGGCACUUGCAUUAGGGCCUUGUGUUCUUGGAGUUUGCCUUUGAAAGCUGGAUGACUGGUGGCUAAAUGGAGUGGCAUUCAUCCCUACAGGCUCCUGAGGUUAUGGGAACAGUCAAGUUUUAGAAGGUGUUCCUAAAGAGCCCAGGCAUCUUAAUCUACCCUGUUUUUCUUCUAUUUGUCCCAGUCUUGCUGUCUAAAUUUUCCUGUAGAAAUGGAGCAAUAGGGUUCCCUAAGAUGAGCACUUACUUAUCUCAGGUUCAAUGGCAGCUGUUGCUAUGCUUUCAAGUACUCUUCUUUUUUCCAAGUCCUGCCACUCCCUAGUAAAUACCAGCCUUGUGGGGUCUGGACUGGCCAAAUGUUAAGACCUACCAUGAGCUUCCUCCUAGGCAGUGAAGCAUCCUGCCCUGAAAUCGCUGUCUGUUGCAAGCUUCCUUGUGAUCUUGGAGCUGGAGUGCUGUGGAUCUGGUCUUAACCUUUCUCAGUUGAGUAGGCUGUGGAUAGUUGCUUGAGUGCAUUUCUGAUAUUAGAAUAGCAUAAGGCAACUGAUGGCUUGGCUUUUCAAUUAUAGAAACUAUGGAAAUAACAGUGCAAAGUUAGUAAUGCACUGCAAGAAAACGUGAACUAAAAUUAUUAUACUUAAUUGUGUAGAUCCUGCCAUUCUUUAGCUGUCAGUCCUCUCAUCUAGGGAGGCCAAGAAGAGAGGACUUUUCGAUUUAGAAUAGACUUACUUGCCAAGAUGUCCAAGUUGAAACUCUCGCUUAAUUUCUUUGUUCCUGACAUAGUUCCUCCCCAACCUCCUCACUGUACCAGGGUCAUCUGAGGAUAGAACUAGGUAACUCCUAUUUUAAUGUGUUAGCCCUGUGAAUAUGUAAAUGGAAGCACUUAUUUAAGCAGAAAUAAUGUAGAGUUACCCAGGCUUUAUCUCCCACACCAUUUUUAGAAAAUAACUUUAUACUUUUUGUUUCCCUUUGCUCUCAUCUCACUGAGCUUUUUCAUCUCCACCGUUUUCUGGAUUUUUUUAGUGUCCUCACAUAUCAACUUAUUUUCUAGUGCGAGAGGUAUGUAAGACUAGUAUCAAUCAUGUGAUUGAUGCUACCUUAUGCUCGGAACAGCAGGGAUGAUAUCAGCUUAUGCUGGGAAACCAGUGGGGUUUGGUAUGAGAGCAGCUCCUCCUGAAUUCAGUGUUCCGUAGCCUGGUCCAAAUCAGAGCAAAGAAAAUGGUCAGGCAGCUGCAGUCAUAGGUCAAAUAUUUAGACAGGGGCUUUUAUCUUCAUAGUGCCUCAGGCCUCUGCUUUCAAAUCAGAGUGAUUCAAAGUACUGUUGAGAGCUACACAACGAGCUGCUCCUUUGUGCUGGCAUCCAAGCAAUAAAAAUAGUUCAUACUUGGUUUCCCAAACUAUUAUUGCAAAUAAAUAAGUCUGAAAGAAGCUGCAGAAAAAUAUAUGCCAGUCUGUCAAAAUGCUAUGAGGCUUAUGUUUGUAGGGAGGCUAUUUUAGAGAAGGCUAAUCGUAAGAAAAUGAGGUUUUAAUCUGAUGAUAAAAUGCAGUACAGCAGUCCUCUGUCACUGUUCCAAGAACACAGCUGAUGCACAGAAUAUAUGUGGUAAACAGCUUAAAGAUGGUUGAAUUUGCUGAGAUGAAGGGAGGUAAAACUGAUACAAAGUUGUCUGUCUCUUGCACCUGUCUUGUUUACUUUUUUGCACUUCUAACCAUUAACUGUUUCCCUAAUCUCUGCUAAUUACAUCCUUAAUUACAUUAAUAUGCAUUUUCAAAUCUUAGCAGGAGAGCCUAAAUUUUAUAGUGUUGAAGCAGUGUUUUGAAGAGCCACCAUCAAGUUCUAGGGAAUGAGAGUACACUGUUCUUCUCUCCUAGACGCAAGGCUAACCUUUUGCUGUAUUUUAGGGGUAAAGUACAGUAGGAGCUUUAUUACGUUGUACUCUACCCUUUGCCUAUGCAUUAAUCUGUGUAGUUUAAUGACUUCUUCAAAGCUUUCCUACUACUUCCCAGAAUAAGCUGCAUAACUUGGAAAAGGGACAUUGUUAGGUCACUUUGGGGCCAAACUUGUAAUAUAAUGCCUUGAUUAGAAAAACACCCCUACAGUUCUUAAAAACUUGAGCUCAAACUGUGUAGUAUGGAACUUGAAAGUAAAAAUUACAAAUAAGUGAGACUUGUCUAUUGCCACUAGUGAGGCAGAGAAAGGCAAAAGCUCUCUAAAUAUGUCUGAAUUUUUUGCUGCAGUCUUCUGUAGGAAGUACUGGCUUUGCUGAUGAUAGAGAGCUCUGCUGCAUUCAGAAGAGCUGAGCCAUAAUCCAGAGGUUUCUGGGCUUUAAGAACAGAGUAACCUGAGAGUGUCCCUUCAAUGACAGAGCAGCCAGUUACCAAACUUAACAUUCUUUCUUCUGUCACUGUUGAUCUUAGUCUUGCUUGUAUAAUGAUACUUAGCGUUCAUCCUUUCAUUAACUGAUGCCUUUUCUUUCUUUCCUUUUCAGCAAUACUGGAGUAAUCGCUUCCUAAACAAUUUUGCAGAAAUGUAAGGUUGUUUUGUUGCGUGCAUGUGUUUUUAGCAACACAUCUACCAAAACUUCUGCAUGUAUCAUGUGUAAAGAUUCUUUGCUUUCCCUAAAACAAAACUCAUUGUGUUCUCUGUGGAAGAAAUGUGUGGUACCAUUAGGACUUCAUUAUACAGAUGUACAAACGUGCAAUAUAGCUUACUGAAUUGGAAACUCUCUCCAGAGAAGUUUGGUUUCUGUGCUGCAUGGAGAAGAGUUUGUUUAUCCUUGAACAAGAAUUGCGGAGCUGUCAGCCAAUUUUCCAUAUUUCUGUAUGUAAAAUGUCAAGUUUAUACAAUGUACAAUAUCAAAAUAAUGCAUGCCUUUGGUUGUAGACAAAUCUUUCUCUGUAUUGUAUCAUCCAAACAUACUACUCUAGAACAGCUUAUGUACAAUGCUAUCCUAUUUAUAAAAUUAAUUGAAAAGAUUACAGAUGAAUGUUAAACCAUAAGCCUCCAGUUCCUAACUUUGGAUUUUUUUAUCAUGUGUGCAAAUCAACCUCUUUUGCACUGUAAUGUAACUUAUUUAAAUCUAAGGCAGUAAGACAGAUGUUGGUGCAAUACAAAAUAUUGUGAUGCAUUUAUCUAAAAAGCAGCAACCGACUUAGCCAGUUACCACAACUGCAUGUAUGACCUUUAGAAGUUGUAAAUAAGAUCAAUUGUCUAUUUACAUGCUGUCAGUAAGAAGCAUCACACCUAGUUUCAUUUGUAUCAGGUAAAUAAAUUUAUUCUACAAUACAUACUUUGCGUGUUAUUUUAUGCACUUUGUUUUCUGCAGGUACGUGCGUACAUACUUCAGCGUUCUCUUAUAGUAAUGCCAGGAUGACACUUAAUAGCACCAACACCAUUGCAAUCUUUCCUCCUAGAACUAUGCAGAUGCCAGCUGCUCUUCCGGCAGUAUUGACCUCCUCGCUGGUGUGAUUUCUUCUGUCCAGGGGCUUGUGUGUGUGUGUGUGUGUGUGUGUAAGGGACACUGUCAAGUACUUUGAUCACUCAGUUUUUUUAAAAUGCUCCAUUGUUUGUAAAAUCCCUCUGAGAAACUUAAAAUAAACAUUUCUUUCCCAACUA
Messenger RNA from Haliaeetus leucocephalus (bald eagle), 9740 nucleotides. RefSeq names its product ATPase, Ca++ transporting, cardiac muscle, slow twitch 2 (gene ATP2A2). The coding region runs from base 151 to 3279 and encodes 1042 amino acids. The record is from RefSeq and is a predicted model, not a curated record. Gene Ontology annotation, molecular function: ATP binding; ATP hydrolysis activity; P-type calcium transporter activity. The transcript has 20 exons. Gene Ontology annotation, biological process: calcium ion transmembrane transport; intracellular calcium ion homeostasis. NCBI's taxonomy places the organism in Eukaryota, Metazoa, Chordata, Aves, Accipitriformes, Accipitridae. Gene Ontology annotation, cellular component: membrane.